This is a messenger RNA of Diachasmimorpha longicaudata, 2084 nucleotides long. It is a transcript of the gene Cdk9, whose product is annotated as cyclin-dependent kinase 9. Gene Ontology annotation, cellular component: cyclin/CDK positive transcription elongation factor complex; nucleus. Gene Ontology annotation, biological process: positive regulation of transcription elongation by RNA polymerase II; protein phosphorylation. The record is from RefSeq and is a predicted model, not a curated record. Lineage: Eukaryota; Metazoa; Arthropoda; Insecta; Hymenoptera; Braconidae. Bases 145 to 1293 code for a protein of 382 amino acids. The transcript is spliced from 6 exons. Gene Ontology annotation, molecular function: ATP binding; cyclin binding; RNA polymerase II CTD heptapeptide repeat kinase activity.
CCAUUUGUACAGUUGAACGAGUACGCACGGAGCCCCCCCGGCACGAAGUGUGCAGUGACGUCAGUCGGUCAGUGGCACUCGGUCACGGAUUGUUGUGUUGUGCUCCUUGUCUUUCGAAUUUAUUUACAUUUUGUGAAUUUAAUAAUGAAUAUCAAAGAAAAGGAAAAGUACAUCGAGGAGUUUGAUUUUCCGUUUUGCGAUGAAUCUACGAAGUACGAGAAGGUCGCCAAGAUCGGGCAGGGAACGUUUGGAGAGGUGUUCAAAGCACGAGACAAGAAAAACUCGAAAAAAUUCGUAGCCAUGAAGAAAGUACUGAUGGACAAUGAGAAGGAAGGGUUUCCAAUCACUGCAUUGAGAGAGAUCAGAAUUCUCCAGCUGUUGAAGCACGAAAAUGUCGUCAAUCUCAUUGAGAUUUGUCGAACUAAAGCAACACAAUACAACCGCUAUCGAUCUACAUUUUACCUCGUCUUUGAGUUCUGCGAGCACGACUUGGCUGGAUUAUUGUCCAAUGUGAAUGUCAAAUUCAGCCUGGGGGAGAUUAAGAAAGUUAUGCAGCAACUGUUGAAUGGACUCUACUGUAUUCAUAGUAAUAAAAUCCUCCACAGGGAUAUGAAAGCAGCGAAUGUUCUCAUCACUAAAAAUGGAAUUCUGAAGCUCGCUGAUUUUGGUCUUGCAAGAGCCUUCAGUGCAAGUAAAAAUGGCCAGGCCAAUAGGUACACCAACCGAGUCGUCACACUGUGGUACAGACCACCAGAGCUAUUGUUGGGCGACAGAAAUUAUGGGCCCCCUGUCGAUUUAUGGGGAGCUGGGUGCAUCAUGGCAGAAAUGUGGACGAGAUCUCCAAUAAUGCAAGGCAACACAGAGCAACAACAGCUGACCUUGAUAUCUCAGCUCUGUGGCUCGAUAACAACGGAAGUGUGGCCAGGAGUUCAGAACCUGGAUUUAUUCAAUAAGAUGGAACUCCCCAAGGGUCAGAAGCGCAAGGUAAAGGAGCGAUUGAAGCCCUACGUUAAGGACGCCUACGCCUGUGACCUUCUCGAUAAACUGCUCAUCCUGGACCCAAGCAAGAGAUACGACUCUGAUUCAGCGCUGAAUCAUGAUUUCUUCUGGACGGAUCCGAUGCCCUGUGACCUUAGCAAAAUGCUUGCCCAACACUCUCAGAGCAUGUUCGAGUAUCUUGCACCUCCCAGAAGGUCUCAGCACAUGCGACACGUUCAUCAAGCUGUUCCUGGGGGACCUGCCAAGCCCAGUACUAGCAUGACAGACAGUGGUUACCAGGAUCGUGUCUUCUAGAGAAUUUUUGGGGGAAUUUGGGGAUGGGGAUGAGAUGAACGGGUUUCGGAGGGGAAGAAAAUAUCGAGAAAUUCCUGCUGGUGGGAAUUUUAUUGCCUAAAAGUAAUAAUUCCCAGAUAUUUCUCUGUGAAGUCGAUCCUCUCUGAAGUUUUUAUGAAAUAAUCCCCAGAAUUAUCCGCCAUUUUCCCCAGACACACCACAAUUUUGAUGUUCAGAAUGAAAUGGCGUGGUUAAUCCAAAGUUAACGAAUUCGUCGGCCCGUGUAAUAUUUUUGUACUUUCAGAUGGAAAAAAUUGAGAAGAUGGACAAAAUAGAAUGUCUUCUUUGGUCGAUAAUUCAGACACCAGCGAGUGAAGUUGAACGAUUUUUUUUCCUGUCAAAGGCGCAAAAUAGAAGUUUAUAAUAAAGGAAACAUCGUCGAGGUUCACUGUACCGAUCUGAAGUUAUUGACGAUCGAAGAGGUUCCAUAUUGUCCCUCUUUCUUAAUUUGUCCGUAUCGAUAAGUGAUUGUAUAUUUCUCAAAUGUUUGUCUCAGAAAUACCUAUUAAUCUUUCGAUUAACCACGCGACAACCAUAAAAAUGUGAUAAAAACUAUAAAAAAAUGCAGUUAGGAAUUUAAUAAAAUAUCAAUCAAUGACGAAUUGAUUGAUUAGAUAAUUAAUUGCGGACGCACGAAGUAGGCUUGAAUGGCUGCUAGUUGACUCAUUCACAGACGAAUGAAAUGAUUCAUGUUCAAUGUGCGAUCCUGUAUUUGUAUUUAAUUUGUCAAAUGUGUGAUACACUUUUUUUUU